Molecule: messenger RNA, 924 nt
Organism: Truncatella angustata
Lineage: Eukaryota; Fungi; Ascomycota; Sordariomycetes; Amphisphaeriales; Sporocadaceae
Product: cytochrome c oxidase polypeptide 6, mitochondrial
Exons: 3
Coding region: 112-600 (162 amino acids)
Biological process (GO): mitochondrial electron transport, cytochrome c to oxygen
Cellular component (GO): mitochondrial inner membrane
Source: RefSeq, a predicted model, not a curated record
GAAAUCAGUCUCACGAUUCAGUCCCAGUUGCUGCUACCAGUGCACCUUGCCACCAGUCAAUCAACCACCACACCACCCCCCAUCACAUAUCUGCGGCAGUCGUUUUUCGCCAUGGCCUCGACUUCUCUCCUUCGCACCAUCACCCGCGGGCCCUCUGCCAGCCUGUUCCGCGCAUGCCGACCGGUUGUUGCCAGCCGCGCUGCUGCCAUUGCCCCCAGUGCCAUUGCUGCCUCGAGCCUCAACUUCAGCACCACCGUUGCCCGCCGCAGCGAUGCCCACGCCGAGGAGACCUUUGAGGAGUUCACUGCCAGAUAUGAGAAGGAGUUUGAGAGCGUACAAGAUGUUUUCGAGCUGCAGCGCAACUUGAACAACGCUUUCGCCUACGAUCUCGUCCCCUCUCCCACAGUCGUCGUUGCCGCCCUCAAGGCCGCUCGCAGGGUCAACGACUACCCCACCGCUGUGCGCAUCUUCGAGGGCGUUAAGGCCAAGGUCGAGAACAAGGGCCAGUACCAGCAGUACCUUGACGAGCUCAAGCCUCUACGUGAGGAGCUUGGCAUCGCGCUCAAGGAGGACCUCUACCCCGAGGAGGCCAAGCACUAAACAACCGGCAAUGGAACUGUAAUCAAAUACCCUCGGCAGACUCGAUAUCCGGAAACGCGUUUAUAGACUGGCACUAAUUGGAGCUGGAAGAGGGGAUCCCACUUGGCUAUACUCGUGGGGAGACUGCGUCAUCCCAUCCGGAUGGUCAACUUUGUAUAUGUCUACUACUUACAACCUUUAGAAGCAAAAAAAAAAAAGUCUCAAGGCGGCAUUGGUCAAUUGGGGCAACAGGCAUUGGUGAAGACUAGAGGCCAAUCUUGGUUUUUUUUUUCCUUUUUCUUUCCUUUGUUGUGUAAAGCAUCAAUGAGAACCAUUAAAAAUCAA